GCUCAGCCCACUUGGGCGGUUGCCCCAUCCCAUUUCCUGAUCUAAGUACAGCAUUGACACCUCACAGACUAGAGGGAGAUUGCAGGAGGGCAGCCCCAUUGUGACCUAGAGAUGACAUCAGCGCCUGCCUGAUGCCAGAGCAGCAACCUGCCCUCAGGUGUAGCUUGGGUACUUGUUGCUGCUUUGAGAGCGUCUGUGCUGAGAGUGUCUUAGUGCCUGAGCCCGGGGAAAUGAGUUCACUCCUUCUCUAUCUGCUCUUUGCUGUCUUUUAUGCUGUGAUCAGGCUCGCCAUAUCUGAGGCUCUUCGGAGGAAGAGGAGACACAGAAAGAAAAAGCAGAAACGAAAAGCUUUUGGGUGCAGUGAGGAAGAGUUGGAAGAGGCUUGUGCAUCCCUAGAGACAUGCUGCCCUGUGCACCCGGAGAAGCUCCGCUUGGCUCAGCGCCUCAGGCUGGUUGACAGGAGGCUACAGGACAUGGCCAGACACCUGGAUGAAGUUCUGAUACCGCCGAGUGUGUCGACAUCUGUGAUGAGCCAGUUCUCCUAUUCCUCUAUGGAAUCCACCACCUCUCCCCUCUGGAGUCCCAGCUCCUUUUCCCUGAGAGAAGCCUCCGUGACUUGGUCAGAGCCCCUCUGCCACACAAGGGAGAUCAUGACUGUCACGAGCUGGGAAGGAUCCACUCAUCCCAGCCAAGCCCAGCCUCUCCCCAGGCCUCCUGCCCACAGCAGACGAGACCAGCGAGAGCAGAACAUAGGUCUGGACCAGAUGUCAGCCCAUGGCUCAGACUUCAACAUCCGACAGAAGCAUCUGCAGAGCCAACUGGGGGCUCCACAAACCCCCAUUCCAGGGGAGCCAUUGCUGGGUGAGCAGGACACCAAGCAGCAAUGGGAAUUCAGCACAGAUCGGCCCAAAUGUGGAUUUCCAGCAAAGGUCCCAAAGCCCCUGAGAUCCGACACCAGGCCUCAGCAUGCACAGGAGAUCCAAGAGCCAUGUGUCUGCCCCUGGGGACCUCUGCCCCAAAAGGCCCACAGGAUUAUGGUAUCCCCUGAUGCCAUCCUGGCCAGGUUUGUGCCCAUGGCGUGGAUCAAGCUGCAGGAUCACGUGGCUCAAAAAUGCUUGGAGAUCGAAAUGAAGGCUUUUCCUAAGAUUGUGAGAGAGUCGCACAGAGAUGCUCCCCUCCUGACAGAGACUGCCCUGCCUGGGCCACUCCGCCCCCCUAGGGAGCCAGGCAAGCACAGGACAGCGGCAUUCCCAACCAUGGGACAACAGCCUGCCCACCCCAUCGAACUCCACAUAAGGCGUGAGCAUCUCAUCAUGCAGAGGGGGCUGCUCACCCUGGAUCCAGAGCCCCCGGCAAAGCUGCCUCACGCCGUCCAAGCCAGGGGAGCCAGUGUGGAGUUCAGUGAGAUGGAGACCGAUUUCCUGCAGACAGGGAGGCAAAGCACAAGCUCCUCUUCUUCCACACGUCCUCCAACGCCAGUGGAAGAUACCACCAUGGAGACGGGCAGGAAUGAUAGCGCAGCAGGAAACCAGACUAACCCAGAUCGCUGUCCUCUGCCAGCAAGGAUGGAUCUGACAUCGCCACCUCCAGGAACCACAAUAGCAGAGAAGACACUCGAAGCGACACUCCAGAUUUAUAGGAGCGAGUUGAGAAAGCCCCUUACCAGUGUGUGUGACAGCAAAGGGACUGAAGAGAAGCUGGAGCUGCACAUGGAGAGGAAGGUUCUCUUGGGAGAAGGCUCCUGCCUGGGGCCAGGGGCACAGGCAGGUGAGGGCAGGGCAGAUCUUCCCAGGACCCAAUGCCACCAGGUUGCCCCAGAGGCCCCAGGCUCUGAGCAGCUAACAAGAUCCCCCCUUGACUCUCUCAUUGCUGGGCAGGCUGCACACGACUUGCAGAUCAAGCACCUGACGGAAAUGUUGAGCAGCUCCCGCCCUUUGGUGGGCCAGGUCUCAGUUUGCCAGCAGUGCCGCAAGGCACAGCCAGGAAAGAUGAAGGGUAAGAAAACUCAGAAGGAGACAUCUGCUGAGCUGCAUGGUCUUCGAGACAUCAUGGGUUCACAUGGGUUCGAUGGAACUGUGAAUUCAAAUCUCUCCAGGGACCAGCCGCCAAUCAAAAUCUGCAAGAAGUGCAGUAAGCUUCGAUGGAAGAGACCAGCUGGCUCUGCAGGUGCUGACGUGCCCGGAAGAUCCCAUGGAAUUCCACAGCGAUGGACUCCAGGAGACUCCUCAGCAUCAUCCAACCACAACAAGGUGCCAGUGGUGUGGCUCCUUCCAGCAGACAAGAGCAAGACGCAGGAUGGAAUGGGGAAAAGGGCUCCCACCAGGCAACCAAAGAUGGUGUCCAUUGCUACGAGUACAACAGGGCUUUCGCAAGCUGGGGAGAAAGCAACUGGGAAUCCUGACAGUUCUCCCCCAAAGUCACCAAAGGCUUCCAGAGCUAGGACACCAUCCCCUUCAAGGAGCAAAGUUCUCAAACAGAGGUUAAUGCGCCUCAAGCAAAUCUUCAGCAAGCUUCAAAACAAAGUGAAGUCCCGAAUGUCCAAGGACUCUCGUUCCAGAACACCCGACACUAAAUUUACAAAGCCACCCUUUUGGAAGGCAAGGGCCUCCAAGGGUGUCCGCUUUCCAUCCUACUGAAUCCCACCCUGCCAGCAUGCCCACUAACAGAAGGGGCCCAUAAAUUCCAACAUCUCCCUAUCAUCCAGUGGGUCUGGUAAGCAUGGGCUAAAGUCGAUGAGAAGAAUGGCUUGUUGUCCUGGGACACAGAGACUGAUGUAUAAGAGACUCUCCUUGGGGUAUGACAUUUAAACCCAGAUUCCAAGAUGAAGGGGGGCCUGGGGGCUUGGAUGAGAUUGAGGGUGUGGCUAGCUCACUGGAUUUGUUACUUUACCUCAUGUGGUUUGUGACGGGGCGGGACAGCCCCGCACUGGUACAGCAGGGGUUAACCCUUCUUUGCUAGCAGAGGAAGCCACGCCCAGGAAGCUCUGCUGGGCAUGCUCCAACUGGCAGAC
This is a messenger RNA of Mauremys mutica (yellowpond turtle), 3010 nucleotides long. RefSeq lists its product as uncharacterized. NCBI's taxonomy places the organism in Eukaryota, Metazoa, Chordata, Testudines, Geoemydidae. The record is from RefSeq and is a predicted model, not a curated record. The coding region runs from base 132 to 2636 and encodes 834 amino acids. The transcript has 5 exons.